This is a messenger RNA of Olea europaea var. sylvestris, 942 nucleotides long. Its product is annotated as probable protein phosphatase 2C 51. The record is from RefSeq and is a predicted model, not a curated record. Lineage: Eukaryota; Viridiplantae; Streptophyta; Magnoliopsida; Lamiales; Oleaceae. Gene Ontology annotation, biological process: protein dephosphorylation. Gene Ontology annotation, molecular function: protein serine/threonine phosphatase activity. Gene Ontology annotation, cellular component: cytosol; nucleus. Bases 131 to 457 code for a protein of 108 amino acids. The transcript is spliced from 2 exons.
GAAAGAACUUCAUGCUGAGGAACUCACAAGAGAUCACCAUCCAGAUAGAGAAGAUGAAAGGGCCCGGAUAGAAGCAUCCGGUGGAUUUGUUCGUGUGUGGGGUGUUCCACGUGUCAAUGGCAUAUUGGCUAUGUCCCGAGCUAUUGGUGACGUGCUUUUAAAAAGAUAUGGUGUUAUUGCAGUCCCUGAAGUCACUGGCUGGAGACCUUUAACCAGUGAAGACAUAUACUUGGUGGUAUCAUCUGAUGGUAUAUUCGAGACCUUGACUCCGCAGAAUGUGUGUGAUCUUUUACAUAAUGAGGCAUCAAAGGUCUCGUCUGAAUGUUUGUUGUCAUCCUCAUUAGCCGACUGCAUUAUUCAAACUGCUUUUAAGAGAGGCAGCAUGGAUAACUUAUCAGUUAUCUUGAUUCCAUGGAAACCACCCAUUAAACAAAUGGCAUGGGCAGCUGCUGCAUAACAACUACAGUGAUAAGUUUACAAUUUCGACUUUUUUGCUCGCUAAAAUGCCGCCGGGCUACUACAAACGGAAAGACUAUUUGCGAAGAUUUUACAUAAUCUCAUUUUCCAGAAGGCGAUGAGAAGUAAGGAUGUUGUAAUGCAUCAUCAACUGUAAGAUGGUCCUCCUGUAAUUCAAAUCCAUCAAAUAUCAUUGAUUUUUAAUCUAAUAGUCAAACAUUGGAGAUCAGAAAACUGAAACGGCAUAUGGACACCAUAACUAUCAUAGUAGUGACAUAAAGGAUUCUGAUGUAAACAGAUUGUCGAAUGGAUUGAAGAAUAAUUGAAUCAAAAUGGGAAAAAUGUAAUAGUGUAGAGAGAGUAUCCGAACUUUGAUUUGGAUCCAUGAUACUAUUCUGGAAAGAGAACGACAAAAUGAAUAGAACUCAAGGCUUUGUCUUGACAUACGAUGGAUUUUGGCAAUUCAAGUUCGUUUAGGAUUCGAAA